Molecule: messenger RNA, 4492 nt
Organism: Paramecium sonneborni
Lineage: Eukaryota; Ciliophora; Oligohymenophorea; Peniculida; Parameciidae
Source: the annotation of a GenBank genome assembly
AUGUAGCAAGCAUAAAAAAUGAUUGAAAAUUAAGCCUUAGACUAAGAAAAUUAGGAUUUGAGUCACUAAAUAAAUAAAAUAUACACAAUAAAUAAAAAAGAAUAUCAUUAUGUAGGACCAUAAAAUGAAGAAAUAAGAAUAUUAUUAAAUAUUUUAGAUAUAUAUCAAGAAAAUGGCAAAAAGAAUGAAAAAAAUGAUUAAAGUGGAAAUCUAAAAAUAUGUAUUAGCAGAAGUAGAAAUGUAUUAGAGAAAAUUUUAUUUCAGUAUGAGAAAGAUUUCGAAAAUUUUUGUAGACCAUUUAAACUUUAAAUAGAGUUUCAUACUUAUGAUCUAAUAAUUAUUUUCUUUUAUAUAAUUAUAUGGAUAAUUGCUUUGUUACAAUCAUUGGUAUAAUGUUUAUUUUAAUUAAUAGAAUUUAAGUAACAAUGAUACUAUUAAAAGUAAUGAAUUUAGAUCAGAUAUUUCAUAAAAUCUACCUUAAUAUUUAUCCUUAUUAACAUUUUUUUCUCUACUGUAAUUAUUUUUCUUUAUUUUUAGAUUCCAAAAUAUCUAGAUGGUUAGUUUAUGGAUUAUAUUAUUUAUAUUAUUAAUUUUAAUUCCACUAUUAAUUUAAUUAACCUAUGACUAAUCUACUAAUUAUUAACUCAUAGGAUUUUGUAUUGUAAGUUAUCUUAUAUUUAUAAUAUCCUUAAUAAAUAAAGGAAUAACAACUUAUUUAACUAGGAUUUAUAAUGAGUUAAUUGCUGCAAUUUAUAAAUGUGGAUUUUGCUUAUUUGUUAUGUACUUAUUUCUUUUCUAAAUUAUUAUUACAAUUUUGAAUGAAUUUGACUAAAUUGAUACUUUAAUUGAAGAAAUAAUUAAUUUAACAGCUCCUUCAGUUUUUAUUAUAAUAUUUGCAUUUUCUAUUGUAAUAUAUUAAGAGUUGUGUAAAUUAAGUCCAAUUUAAAUAGAAAUGGAUCUUAAAUUAUUAGCAAACAUUAAAUAAUCAGAUUAAUUGAUCAGAAAUAGUAUUUUAUAAAUUGUAGAUGAACUUUUUGAUAAUACAAGAAGAAAAUUAAAUUUAUAAAAAACAGUUCCUAUAUUGAUUUUUGUUAGCUAUAGUAUUCUUGAAAUAUAUUGUUUUGUUUCAACAUUAUACGAAUUAAAUAAAGGAGAUUAAGAAUUAGCUCUAACUUUUUUUAGCUUUUUUUUAAUGAUACCAUUAUUUUUAUUUUUAAUCAGUCACAUGACAAAUUCAGGUUAUCACCCUCAAAAUUUAUAUUUAUAUGGCACUUUAUUUUAUGUAGUAUUUUUAGGCUUUAUUUGUCUAAUGUGUUUGAGUUAUCUUAAAGAUAUAGAUCAUUUUAAAUAAGUUUCAAAAAUAAUUGGAAUGUUUCCUUUAUUUAUAAAUUUAGCAUGGAGCAUGAUAGGAUAUUUUAAAUCAGAAAAAAAAGAUUAUUAAAUGUUUACUUAUGGAAUUGUGUUAAUUGGUUUUGCUUUUCCUUUAGGAUUUCUUAAUGUAUUAUCUGAUGUAGAUCAACUGAAUUAUUCUGCAUUAUAAAUCUUUUUUUGGAUAUUUAUUAGUUUAGGAUUGAUUCCUGUAAUUAUAAUUAUGAUUUAUCAUAUAUCAAUUAUUGUAUUAUAUCUAUAUGAUUCUAUCAAACUAUUUAAACUUUAAGAUUUUUCAACUGCUUUUAAAUGUAUUGAUUUGAAUAACUAUGCCUAAUUGUUCAAUUAAUUAAUUUUUACAAUUGGAUUUUAUGCUGUAUGUUAUUAUGUAUGGAAUGAACCACAAUCAAAUUAGUCUAAUAUUAAAAAAGGAGUGGUAAUUUUAUAAUUAUAUUUUAGUUGUAAGGCUUAUUAGUGAUUUUGAUAGCUUUAUUUGUUUUAAUAAACAAAGCUUUAAUUUUAGAUAAAAUUAAUGUUUUAACCUCUUAAGAAUCAGAAGAAUAUUUUAAUAGUUGUCUAAAUUAUAUCAUUUAUUUAAUUAUUUUUAUGUUUUUUAUUGUACUUCCUAUUGCUCUCACAAUUAGUAAUAAAACUUUGAGCUAUGCAUUAUUGAUUAAUGCUAUUUGCUUACCAUUUGUAGGAAUUUAUUAUUAUAAUUUGAUUAUGUUUAAGAAAUAUUUACUUUACGAAAAAUAUUAAAAAUUUAUAAUACCAUUGAUAAUUAUCUAAGCUUGGAUAUUUUUUAUUGGACCUUUUGGAGUUAUUGCACCUAUUUUAGCUAUUAAUUUUGAAAGUUAAACAAAAGAAUUUUCAAUUUUUGUGUAAAUCUUUACUACUUAUUUAAUAUUAAUUAUAAUAUUCUUUAUUAAUAUUAGAGCAAUCUUAAAAUCUCUUAUUUUGAAUAAAGAAGAAUAAGAAAUGAAAAAAAAAAAGAUUCUUAAAGAGAUAAUUCAAAAUUUAUUUUAGUAUGGAGUAUAUUCAGAUGAAGAAACAUGUUCAUUAAUUUAUUUUAAAUAUUUAAAUAUGUAAAAACAAAAUUUAUUAGAAAAUUUGAUUGAAGGAGAUCCAGUAAACAUUUCUGUUUAUAAUAAAGAUGAAUAAGAAAAUGACAGAUAAUUUUUUCAAAAAAAAUUAAUAUCUAAGUUAGAUUAUGAAAGUAUAUAAAUGGCUAAUUAAAAUUAAGUAAUAACUUCUUUAAGUUAUUGGGAUCGAUUUUUAUAUUUUGUAAAACAAAUUCUUUUUUGUUAAUGCGGUAAAUAUUAGUUAGAAUAAGAUAAAUUAAAAUAAAGAUAUUAUAUGAAUCUACUUAGAAUUAAAGCAGUUUAGAAAAGUUUAGAAAUAUCUUAAUCAGAGUUAAUUAAAGUAGAAACUGAUUAGUUUUUUAAAGCUAUUGUAAAUAGUUUAUAAAAUAAAGUAGAAGAAUUUUGGUUGAAAUUUCAUAAAUAUUUUGAAAAAGAUUUGAGUAUUGUUUUAGAUAUUUUAAAUUUAAAACGAAAUGAUUUUAUUUUAAGUAAAUUUUAAUCAUUUAGUUUGAAUUAGAACAAUGGUUUUACUUUAUCAGUUGAAGAUUUUGCAAUACUUAUUUUUAAUAGUUUAUGUUUAUAAGCACAAUCAAAAGAAUUUUAUCCAACACUUUAAAAAUAUGCUAAAAACCUUUAUCCUAAACUAAAAGUUCAUAAACCAGAUUUUAUUUAAACCACAAUUCAAACGAAGUUAAACCAUCCUUUUAACUAGAAAAUAAAAUAAAUCCCUUAUAGACUUGAAUUAAUAAAAGAUAAUGAAAUUGAAGAAAUUAAAGUUUAAUAAGAUAAUGCUAUUGAAUCUAUUGAUUAAAUUUCAUCUAAACUUAAAUUUUGGAAAUUUUGUUACAGUAUACAUAAAUGUAUUUGGAUCACUCCCAAAAAAUUCUUAGAACAAUUAAAAAACAAAUUGCUUAUCAGCAGUUUAUAACCAUAAAUUUUAAAUGAGACAAUUUAAUUUAAAGAUACUCCACAAUGGAAAUAAUUAGCUUAAGAAAUUAUUGAUAUUAUUGAAAUUCAAUCUAACAAAUUUGAUUAAGCCUUAAAAAAUUAAGAAUAAUAAGAAAUUAAAUUCUAUAUUUCAAUUCCCAAUAUUUUAUAAUUUUUAAUAAAAUUAUUUGAAAUGAUAGCUCUAUCAUUUUUGGCUUUUGAUGAAAAGGUUGGUUGGUUUGGAGAAAGUUAAUAUGAUUUUAAUCUUUAAAUAGUUGAAUAGUCUAACUCAACGGAUUAUAUAGCAUUGCUUAUAAUUGCUUUGAUUUUGAGCUUUUUGUAUAUAUUAUUAGGCUUUUCGGUAUCUUAAUAAAUAGAGAAUAACACUUAUGGUUUAGAUGAAAAUCAUCAAAUUGUAUCUUUCCCAUAAAUAAAAUACUUUAUUAAUAAGGCACUUCAAAUUAUAAGUGGUUAAUUUAUAUUUAUUAUGAAAAUUUAUAUAGAUGCUUUUAUUUGUGAUUAUUCUGAAUAUCCUUAUAUGUUAAUCAGAAAAAAAGAUUUACAAUGUUAUGAAGAUUUACAUUUUAUCGUUAUAUUACUUUCAAUUUUUGGAUGUAUCAUUUAUUAUCCAUUACAGGCUUAUCUAUUACCAAUAUUUCAAUAUAAUGAUUAUUCCUUAGAUUUAAAAUACAAAUCUAAUUAUGUCGUAAUAUUCACUUAAGCUAAAUUGCUGAUACUAGGUUUGAGCACUGUCUUUAGAAAUGUUUAAGAAUAAGCAUAUUAAUAUUAAAUGGCAUUUGUAAGUUUUUUACUUAUUUUGCUUUUUAUAUUUCAAUAUAAGACUUAACCUUGUUUUGUCAAAUGGUUUAAUAAAAUUGAUUAAUGUUUGCUUAGUAUUGUUUUUUCAGUAUUUUAUAAUUUUAUUUUAGAUUUAUUUUGGAGGAUUUAUCAUGAUGUAUUUUAAAAUAUUUUAUGUCGGAUGGAUAAUUAUUUUAGCAAUUUCUUUCCCAGCUGUUGGCUAUAUGUUUGUAGUUAUAGUACAGAAUUUUAAUAACAUACUAAGAAAAAAUAAUAAUAAUUUUAAUUAGAUUCACAAUCAAGAGAACUAAAACUGA